AUGCCUGCUGCUGCUGCUGUUGUCAGUAUUCUCAUCGCUGGUGGUCCAUCAUUUGGCUCGCCAUGCAAGACCCUUCACGAGGCAGUCUUUGCCCUCAAUGGUGCCUCGUCCUUGCGUAGUCGUAUAUCUAGUAGUCCUAGUAUAGCAUUCGAGAAACUGCAGGGGCUAAUCGAAUCCAAUUUAGUAUGGAACGAAGUAGUGUAUACUCCAACACUGGGCACCAACAAGUCCGGGCCCAUAAAUACUGAGAGUCCCCCUUCUUGCGCCGUCGGAUAUCGGUCGUUGACCCUCUCGGGCUUGACCAGAACCACUGUGCUUCGUGACACCACUCGAGGUAGUCCGCCGACGGACUUGGUGUACAUCUCCAACUGCAGCGAGACCAGCAUUUACCUCUCUGGUGAGGACACUGUAGUAGACUGUAGUGGCCAGUUCCUUCUGGAGUUGGAGAGCGGAGUGGAUGUCAACUUGUAUACAUUGACCAGGGUAAGUUGA
Perkinsus marinus ATCC 50983 is the source of this 492-nucleotide messenger RNA. RefSeq lists its product as hypothetical. Bases 1 to 492 code for a protein of 163 amino acids. The record is from RefSeq and is a predicted model, not a curated record. The transcript has 4 exons. NCBI's taxonomy places the organism in Eukaryota, Perkinsozoa, Perkinsida, Perkinsidae.